AAAGGCGAAUUUUUUUACUCAGCCAAUGGAUAAAAUCUUCCCUCCCUUCCCACACUGUCACAAAUGCAGCGAAGGCAACUGCUCAUUUUUCUGUCCCUGAUGCGCAUUCUCUCCACCGCAGGCCUAAUCAAACCCCGGCUAGCCACCGCUCUCCUCAGUCGCCUUCGAUUUCAUAGCCGGCUCAAUUCCGUCCAACUGUCUCCGAACACGAGAUCGUCAUCAAAUCCAAUGAGAACUUCUGCUAUAGCGUUUUCUAGUAGCAGCUCCACCGAGGAGUCUCUCCCGAAAAGACUGUUCAACAAAUUCGUCAAAGAGGCCGUAUUCGCUUCCUACUCACCAUUUGCGCUUUGCUUAGUAGCCGGAACUCUCAAUAUUGACACCUUCCGCCACUAUAUUGCGCAGGAUGUUCACUUCCUGAAAGCCUUUGCGCGAGCCUAUGAAUUGGCAGAGGAUUGUGCAGAUGAUGAUGAUGCUAAGUUAGUAAUCUCUGAGUUGAGGAAGGAUGUAUUGGAGGAGCUAAAAAUGCAUGAUUCUUUUGCACGGGAGUGGGGUCUAGAUGUUGCUAAAGAGAUCCCUGUUAAUUCUGCAACAAUUAAGUAUACGGAGUUCUUGUUGGCAACAGCUGCAGGAAAGGUUGAAGUAGGAAAAGCUCCUGGAAAACUUGCUACCCCAUUUGAAAGAACAAAAGUUGCAGCUUACACACUAGGGGCUAUGACACCCUGCAUGAGAUUGUAUGCCUUUCUAGGAAAGGAAUUUAAGGGACUUCUGGAUCAUAUUCAAGGCCCUCAUCCCUACAAAAGUUGGAUUGACAAUUAUGCUUCAGAAGGCUUUCAGGCAUCAGCACUGAAAACUGAAGACUUGUUGGAAAAACUUAGUGUAUCUUUGACAAGCGAGGAACUAGACAUCAUUGAGAAGCUAUAUCAGCAAGCCAUGAAACUUGAAAUUGAGUUCUUCCAUGCUCAGCCAAUUUCUCAGCCAACUGUUGUUCCUCUGACAAGAGAUCAAAAUCCUGCAGAAGAUCGCCUAUUGAUAUUUUCUGAUUUUGAUCUUACUUGCUCGGUUGUUGAUUCAUCUGCCAUUUUGGCAGAAAUGGCAAUAGUUAAAGCCCCAAAAUCCGAUCUGAACCAACCUGAAGGUAAAAUUUCUAGGAUGUCAUCCACUGAGCUGAAAAACACCUGGGCUGUAAUUUCUAACCGGUACACAGAUGAAUAUGAAGCCUGCAUAAAAAAUAUAAUGCCCCCUCAAAAAGUUGAGUUCAACUAUGAUGCCCUGCAUAAAGCCCUUGAGCAAGUAUCAGAUUUUGAAAAAGAGGCAAAUUCUAGAGUGAUAGAGUCUAGUGUACUCAAGGGUAUUCAUCUUGAAGAUAUCAAACGAGCUGGUGAACGCAUGAAACUUAGAGAUGGAUGUGCUAGUUUUUUUCAGAAAAUUGUUAAGGAUGAAAACCUGAAUACAGAUGUCCAUAUUCUUUCUUGCUCUUGGUCUGGUGAUUUAAUCAAGAUGGUUUUUUUGUCAGCAGGUGUAGAUGUUCUGAAUGUACAUGCAAAUGAGCUUGUUUUUGAAGAAUCAAUUUCCACCGGUGAACUUGUUAGGAAGAUGGAGUCUCCCAUUGACAAGCUUGAAGCUUUCAAAAAUAUCUUAAAAGACCGCACCAGUGGCAAAAAGAUCUUGACUGUUUACAUUGGAGACACAAUGGGUGAUUUGCUUUGUUUGCUUGAAGCAGAUAUAGGCAUUGUUAUAGCAUCUAGUCCAAGCCUAAAGAGACUGGGGAAACGUUAUGGUAUUUCAUUUGUUCCAUUGUAUCGUGCACUGGUUAAGAAACAGAAUGGAGAUGUUGAAGGAAGCUUUUCUAACUGGAAGGGGCGGCAUUCUGGUGUUCUUUACACUGUCCAAUACUGGGAUGAAGUACAUGCCUUCAUUUUGGGGUGGUAGAGAAUCAAUUUUGCUUUAGUUCUCAUGACACCUUCUUGUUAGGAUAAAUGAAGGACUGUUUUAUAGAUAAAGAAACACAGGAUACAGUUUGGUGGCUGAAUUUUUUCUGGCCGCAUCUCCUAUCUCCCUUUUUGCUUCUCUGCAGGUCUUCCAUUCAGCAAUCUAUUAAUCAUUCUUUUGUGUGGAUGGAUAACGUUGGGAAUAGGAGUUAGAGCUUUUGAGCAACAGGGAUUGUAAGUGGGUCUCCUAUCAAAUAUGUUCAUACAAGUGUCAGAUAAAAUUCUAUUUUUGUGCCCUCAUAAGAUCUUCAAUAUUUUUUGCUGGAAUGGCAGUUUGAUUAUGCAGCUGCUGGCAAUUGUUUGAAUCCUGCAGGCAGCACUCUUUUCGACUGUUAAUCAAUAGAUUGGAUUUUUCCUUUAUUCAAUAAUCAAAUGCCUCUUUCUUUACUCCUUUUGUUUAGCGAAAAGUACUUGUGAUCGCAAUGGAUGCAAAGGUCUUGACGAGUAUUAGUUUUAUUUUUCAGUUUGGCUUGUACAAAUCUCAGGGUUAUCUCUAAAAUUU
This is a messenger RNA of Rubroshorea leprosula, 2490 nucleotides long. NCBI's taxonomy places the organism in Eukaryota, Viridiplantae, Streptophyta, Magnoliopsida, Malvales, Dipterocarpaceae. The record is from the annotation of a GenBank genome assembly.